AGGGCACGGGCUGUAGCUCAUUCCGACCACUGCUUCUCUCCCAGGAAUCGCUUUUAGGGGGGUCUUCAGGUUCUUUUUUUGGGGGGGGCCACCUUCACUCUCAAGUUUAAGCAACACAAAAUGGCACCUAAGAAGGACGUUAAGAAACCAGCAGCAGCAGCAGCAGCAGCACCCGCACCCGCGCCAGCACCUGCACCAGCGCCCGCUAAACCCAAAGAACCAGCCAUCGACCUCAAGAGCAUCAAGAUCGAGUUCUCCAAGGAGCAGCAGGAUGACUUCAAGGAGGCCUUCCUCCUCUUUGACAGGACUGGUGAUGCCAAGAUUACCCUGAGCCAGGUCGGUGACAUCGUUCGGGCACUGGGACAGAACCCCACAAACGCUGAGAUCAACAAGAUCCUGGGCAACCCCAGCAAAGAGGAAAUGAAUGCCAAGAAGAUCACUUUUGAAGAGUUCCUGCCCAUGCUGCAAGCAGCUGCUAACAACAAGGAUCAGGGUACCUUUGAAGACUUUGUUGAAGGUCUGCGUGUUUUCGACAAGGAAGGCAACGGCACAGUCAUGGGGGCUGAGCUCCGCCAUGUACUGGCUACACUGGGCGAGAAGAUGACAGAAGAGGAAGUAGAAGAACUGAUGAAAGGUCAGGAAGACUCCAACGGCUGCAUCAACUACGAGGCAUUUGUAAAGCACAUCAUGUCUGUCUAAGUGGACGUCCCCAGAUAACAAAUGUGUUUCUUCAGCCAAAGGUGAUUUCAAAUCGAACUCUUCCAUUCCUUCCUAGAACAAGUUGAAUUCGGAAAGACCAGAUGGCACCUAAGAUCUGCCUGAGUGAAAUUCUUGCUCUGGCAGUCAUCAUCAACAUGGAAACUGCGUAGGACUGGACAAUAUGCCUCCAAACCCACUACUUUUCUUUUUAACCAGUGCAUCCAUAGGCAUUGCCUCUGGGUCACUUCCAAAAACUGAACUUUCACCAGGGAGAGUUAGAUGGAAAAACUGCCACUGUCCAGCACUCAUCCAUCCCAAACAUCUCUUUCCAUGUUGUUUCCCAUGAAAGAAUGUAAACCUCUGGAAAAAUAAAGCAUCAGUAAAUCCCUGUUGUCA
Messenger RNA from Gallus gallus (chicken), 1095 nucleotides. RefSeq names its product myosin, light chain 1, alkali; skeletal, fast (gene MYL1). The record is from RefSeq and is a predicted model, not a curated record. Gene Ontology annotation, cellular component: myosin II complex; contractile muscle fiber. The transcript has 7 exons. The coding region runs from base 121 to 699 and encodes 192 amino acids. Lineage: Eukaryota; Metazoa; Chordata; Aves; Galliformes; Phasianidae. Gene Ontology annotation, molecular function: calcium ion binding.